Molecule: messenger RNA, 357 nt
Organism: Eimeria tenella
Lineage: Eukaryota; Apicomplexa; Conoidasida; Eucoccidiorida; Eimeriidae
Exons: 1
Coding region: 1-357 (118 amino acids)
Source: RefSeq, a predicted model, not a curated record
AUGCAGCAGCAGCAGCAAGGAGGGGAAGCAGCAGCAGCAGGGAGGGAAGGCAGCAGCAGCAGCAGCAAGGAGGGAAGGCAGCAGCAGCAGGCAGGCGAGGCACCAGCAGCAGGAAGAGGGCAGACAGCAGCAGUAGGGAGAGGGGAUAGCAGCAGCAGGAAGACAGACAGAAGCAGCAGCAGCAGCAGGAAACAGCCGCAGCAGCAGGAAACAGAGGCAGCAGCAACAGCAGCAGCAGCAGCAGCAGCAGACGUUGCUGAGCCCCUGGGCCUCUGCCCAGGCCUGGAGUUCUUUCUUUUUGCAAAUAAGAGUCCCGUGGCCAUUUGCUUCGAAGUAAACCCCCAAAGGAAACCCUAG